UAUUAAUAGCAAUUUUCUGUGGAUAUGAUCAAUAAGUCCACAUAUUUUUCUACUUUUCUUGAGUAUAGCCCAUUGUGAAAUUAUUCAUUCUUGUUCUCAGGGACUUCUGGAAAUGGCAGUGAUUCUGAUGCUCUUCCCAAUCUCAACAAGGGGAGUCAUACCACUAGAAGAAUGGAUGAAAUUUGGAUUACCAAGAAUGAAAAUGAUGGAGAAUCUGAAUAUGGCAGUCACUCUGAGGCUUCAUCUGAUUUGACUGAGGAACAGAUUGCUGCAGCUAAAGAAUUGGAAGAUAUUUUGAAUGAACAAGAAAAUUCGCAAAAUACCAGCUUGAUUGAAGCAUCAGAAAAUUCUACUUUCAACAAUAUCAGUGCUUGUGAUGAUCUCGAGGUGAGCAAUGCAAUUUCUCCAUUUGAUGAUUCUGACAAUGAUAAGGAUUAUGUCCCAGACUCUGAUCAGUGUUCUGGUGAAGAUGAAAACAUAGUCAUUAAGAGAAGGAGACUCCUGUCAUCUCCUUUUAAGAACGAUGCUACCAAUAAUCCUGGUCCUUCAAUCACACAUGUUGGAUUAAGUUUGGACAAUACCAUGAAUAGGAGUGAAAGCGAAUCAGAUAAUAGUGAUGUGUUUAUGGUAUCAUCUGGGCCAUCAGGAAGGAAAAAUGAAAGAAGAACAGUAGAAAGAAACAUCAUUAAAAGAAACAGAAAUGGUGUACAUAGUCGUAAAAAUAAACAGGAAAGAAAAGAAAAACGAAACCUGGGGAAAGAAUAUACUACUAGUUAA
Molecule: messenger RNA, 777 nt
Organism: Nilaparvata lugens (brown planthopper)
Lineage: Eukaryota; Metazoa; Arthropoda; Insecta; Hemiptera; Delphacidae
Exons: 2
Coding region: 172-777 (201 amino acids)
Source: RefSeq, a predicted model, not a curated record